Messenger RNA from Suillus subalutaceus, 1929 nucleotides. Its product is annotated as tRNA synthetases class I-domain-containing protein. Gene Ontology annotation, biological process: isoleucyl-tRNA aminoacylation. The record is from RefSeq and is a predicted model, not a curated record. Gene Ontology annotation, cellular component: cytosol. The transcript is spliced from 12 exons. The coding region runs from base 1 to 1929 and encodes 642 amino acids. Gene Ontology annotation, molecular function: ATP binding; aminoacyl-tRNA deacylase activity; tRNA binding. NCBI's taxonomy places the organism in Eukaryota, Fungi, Basidiomycota, Agaricomycetes, Boletales, Suillaceae.
AUGAGCGCAAAUACCAUUGCGGCAUCUCAUGUCACAUCGGAGUCUGGAUCUGGUCUGGUGCACUGUGCCCCUGCACAUGGCGCAGAAGAUUACCUGGCAUUUCGAGCGCUAGGUCUUCUGCAAGGCCCCACGGAUAUCGUUUGUCACGUCGACGAUGCUGGCAAAUUUUCUCCUGAUGUUGCUCAUGUCGUAGGCGAAGAAGCUGUGCAAACACUAGUGGGACAAGAGGUACUCAAGGGUGGAAACAAGGCUAUUGUCAAACUACUGGAGUCCACCGGGUCCCUUGUGAAGGUGCAGAGGAUCAAGCAUCGCGAUCCGUAUGAUUGGAAGACCGGUGAACAUACCAUUGUAACGGCUACCCCGCAAUGGUUUGCCAACCUGGACGGCAUCAAGGAUGAUGCACUUCACGCGCUGAAGGAUGUACAGUUCUAUCCCCCUUCAUGUAUGUCCCCCUUCCAGUCAUUCGUUCGCUCGCGUUCCGAGCGGUGCAUUUCUCGCCAGCGAGUGUGGGGUGUCCCGAUCCCGGCUCUCUACCACACCCCAACGGAUACCGCCGUCCUCUCAUCCGAAUCCCUUACUCACAUCUUACAUGUUGUGUCUGAGGGAGGCGUGGCUCAUUGGUGGAAAGGUCCAGUCGGAGACUUCCUUACCCCCGAGCUACUCGCCCAAUUCGAAGGUGGUCCUGAGGCCUGGCGCAAAGGCACGGACACGAUGGACGUCUGGUUUGAUAGCGGGUCAAAUUGGAGUACACUGAGCGCCCCCGCAGGCGGGAGAAAACAUUGGGCGGACGUAUGUCUUGAGGGCACAGAUCAGCAUCGCGGGUGGUUCCAGAGCCAGUUGUUAACCUCAGUGGGUGUUAGCUGCGGACAAAGCGCUGCAAGGCAGGUGAGCCCAUACGGAACGCUGAUUAUGCAUGGUAUGGUACUUGAUGAGGCGGGCAAGAAGAUGAGUAAAUCCCUCGGAAACAUCGUCAGCCCGAUGACCAUCAUCCAUGGUGGCAAGGAUAAGAAGAAAGAACCUGCGUACGGUGCAGAUGUCCUCCGCUUAUGGGUGGCAACUGUCGAGUACUGGCGAGAUACGUCCAUCGGGCCCACAGUUCUUGCAGUGUGCGGAAUCUAUGAGGAAGAUCUCGAAGUGGGCUUGACAGAGCAUUUUGUGAUGAACGAGCUUUACAAGCUUGAUCAAACUGCUGCAGAGGGAUAUGCAAACUACAAUUUCCCGAAAGUCGUGGAUUCCUUGACCAACUUUGCAAACGUCACGUUGUCAUCGCUCUACUUUGACAUCACAAAGGACUGCCUCUAUGCCAAUGACAUUCAAAGUGUCAAGAGACGGGCGGUUGUGACUACCCUUGCCAAAGUCAUCGACUCUAUGACCUCCGUAAUGGCCCCAGUGCUUUCUUACCUGGCAAAGGAAAUCCACAGUGCUCUCCGUGAAGGUGAUGGAGCUGUGUCCCAGCUAUUUGUCUUUGCGAAGGAGUGGACUCCUGUCAGCGCCGAGUGGAAUGAUCCGCGUGCCGAACAAGACAUGGCUAGUUUGCUGAGGAUGCGCAGCGUCGUGCUAUCUCUUUUGGAACAGGCUCGAGGGGAAAAGCAUCUAAAGAGCUCUCUCGAAGCUGAGGUCGAUAUUAUCUUGCCCAACGAUAUAUCUGUACGACCGUAUUCGCUACAGCUAAUUGAACGCGAAGAGACCUUCUUGAAGACGCUUUUCAUCGUUUCUGAUGCCAACAUCACGGACGAAGGCUCUUUCGGCACUAGUUCACUCGCGUGGUCCUACGUCUCUUCAACGGAUAUACCCGACUCGGACUUGGAGCUGGCGAUUCGCGUUAGACCUGCAUCCUUGAGUAAGUGCCCACGGUGCUGGACGUAUACUCGUGAAGAGGAUCAUGAUUUAUGUCCCCGCUGUGAGGAUGUUGUUCGACGUGCGGAUUAG